AAUAAAUCGCGGUUUACCGUCGGAUCGUGACCAUAAAAAAUUUGUGUUCUGCCGUGCCGCUAACUCAAAAAUCCGUCUCCAGCAGGCGACUUAAAGUCAAUAAACUCUAAGAGCCGGUGGAAAGAAAUAGUAGGGGUUAUUGUGUUAAAUUAAAUACAUCUGCUGUGUAGAAACUUUGGCAACUAGCCGUCUCCCACUCGCCACGCGAAGGAUUUCCUGGACUAAGAUUCCUUUUAAACACUACACUUUGUUUUCGUUCCGAGGAAGGAUAGGCACCGUGGAUUUUGUUUCCGUGUGUUAACUUCAAGCAACCCCCUAAGGAGUCACGGAGACCUAAGUGUCAGGUUUCACCACACCCACCCUGUACCAGAGGAAAGAGCAGUUCACAAGAUCGGCUGUACAAAUAUUGUAAAGUCCUUUCAGUCAACAAAAAAAUCCCGGCAGAGUCCGCUUCAACCCAACAGACGGCUGAAGAUCAAGAUAGAUUCCUACCUAUGAAGAAGAAUAAGCGGAAGAAAAAGAAGUUGUAGUCGUGACUUCGUGAAAAUAAACUUGAUUCUCUACGGAACUGGUAAAAAUGUUACUGUAGCAAGUAAUUUUUUUUAAUGACAUUAAUAAUACCACGGUUAGCUCAGUAAUGAAUGGAUGUUCAAUGACUCCUACCUUGCGAGAUGUUGGUUCUUUAUCCCGUGUUAAAAUCUGAAACACAAAAACCUAAUGCUCUGGGAUGAUCAGUCUCAAAUAAAUACUCGUAUAAAUUGACUAAUUUGAAUGUUCAACCUAAUGUUUAAUAUACUCGUAAUUAAUCAAACGCCUAUACAAAUUCCUAUUCCAAAACAAAUUUACACACCUCCUGGAUAGUAAAUAAAACAUUUAAAACCCACACAAAACAUUGGUAUUGCUGAACAGAAAUUACCACUAUCGUUCGUCUGGGUGCAAUUUUUAUUUUAAAAAAAUACACAGAUUUGUUCGCGGGAUAAACCCACGUAAAACGACCUCUUCAGGAAUAUAAAAAUGACGGCAAAUGCAAAUUCUUUAUACAAAAUCCCAAAAGAGUAACAGAAAAGAACUAUUUCUACGUAAUUACACCUACCUAUUGCAGUAAAUAAUUACUGGUUGUCAUAGUUCUGUAGCUAUGGUGACGGUACACAAUCAGACAUCUUCUUAAAGUCAGCAAAUCAAUUUUGUUUUUCAACAUAAACUUUUAUUAUGGAUUGCAAUAAAAUAGAAGAAGAUAAAGACAGUGUUGUAUCUGAUCGAUGCUGGGAAGAAAAACACAAAGGAGAUAGUAGAAAAUGGUUGAUAAGGGAUGGAUCAAGACGAAAUUCCAGUGGACAAGCAUCGGUAAUGAGAGCAGAUUAUAUAUUUCCUGAAAGUGAUGAACGGUACUUUAUAGGAAAGCGAAGAGCUAUGAUCAAACAAAAACUGUUUGAAGAAGUUGCAUACGAAAUUAUUGACGAAAGCAAAGUGCCACCUCCUGUAGAAGAAUAUUGUACAGAAUAUGAUACCCAAUUUCAUUAUCCUCAAUACGACUCUAAUAAAAAAGUGGAAAGAAACACAGAGCUAUUCCUCAAGUAUCCUUUGUAUUCAUCUGAAGCAGCAACUUUCUAUAAAUGUCAACUAAACAAAUGCCCAAGAGGUGAAGCAGCUAUUGACGGGUAUACAUCAUCUAAGACUCCAUUUCGGAAGUGUUCAGAAUUUACUAAGGAACAAUCCGGCGAUUUAAGUUUUUGACUAAGAACUACAGAAACUACAGCAGCCUUGUACUAAAAAUAAAUUAUUUGUCAUUU
Photinus pyralis (common eastern firefly) is the source of this 1790-nucleotide messenger RNA. RefSeq lists its product as uncharacterized. The record is from RefSeq and is a predicted model, not a curated record. The transcript is spliced from 4 exons. Bases 1210 to 1734 code for a protein of 174 amino acids. Lineage: Eukaryota; Metazoa; Arthropoda; Insecta; Coleoptera; Lampyridae.